Paramecium sonneborni is the source of this 628-nucleotide messenger RNA. The record is from the annotation of a GenBank genome assembly. Lineage: Eukaryota; Ciliophora; Oligohymenophorea; Peniculida; Parameciidae.
UUUUAAUGUUAAGCUUCGUUUUAAUUUCCAUAUUUUAACAAAUAGGUAGAUGCUAGAUGGUAUUUUCUUAUUAAACUUUUACACAAAACUCGUUUUCUACUUCAAAUGGUUUAGAUUUAUUUAAAUAAUAUAGGAUGGAGUGUUAUUGGAGGAAAUGCAGGAUUUGAGGUUAGAGAUGGUUUGACAAUAUUUGGAGGAAGUAAUGUUUUUGGAGGAGGAGUAUCAAUUUAUAAAGAAAUAUUGAUAUCACCUCGUCAUCAUACAAUAAAAUUAAAGAUGAAGAUUUGGGCGUAUAUAUAUUGAAUAAAAAAAUGAUAGUAUAAAUACAUGGGAUAAUGAAUCUAUUUUAACGAAAGUAGAUGGAGAAAUUGUUGAUGAAUAAACUGUGAGUUCAAAUAAAGGAAAUUCUUUUGGGUAAUUUAUAUAAUAAGAAAUAAUAAUUCNUUCUAAUAAUUUCACUGUAAGGACUAAUUACAUAGAUCCAAAAAGAAUUGAAUGUUCAAGUAAUUUUCGCUAUUCCUAUGGUUCAGAAGUCAAUCUAGUAUUAAAACAACCAAGUUUAAGAGUGACUCUAUCUCCAUAAGAUAGAUUUGUGAAUUAAAAAACAUUCUUUCUAAAUUAUGGAUGA